UCUGGAUUGGCUAAUUGGUCGUAGAACAGUUUGAAUUCUGCAGCAGCUUAAGGGAACCACAGUCUUUCACGAGGAUUGUUUAUUUGUAAAACCCUUCAGUCAAUAGGAACUUUUACUGGGCUCAUGUCUACCCUUGCGGAACAGUUUGUGGAAGAUUUAGAAGAUGAUACUAGAAAUUCGGAAAGUCUGGACAACGCUGAACACCCUAGUGGAGCAAAUUCAAAGGCUCAAGGAAAGCAGACAAGUUCCGACUUUAAGGAAGUUUUAGAGCUAGUUUCUGAAGCUCAAGAUUCUUCGGAACAAGUUGGACCAAGAGAGUACGAACUUGUUAAUCUUUGUAUGAACUACCUUUCUUUUGUCAAGGAAGAAAUUGCUUCUAUAGGGAAAAAACUAAAGAAAGCCUACGGAAAGCGCUUUCCUGAAUUGGAAACUUUGGUUUCUGACCCCGUUGACUAUGCACGAACUGUCUUCAUUCUUAGGAACGACGUCGAUCUUUGUCGAAAAGACUUGAGUGGAGUUCUCCCUCAAGCAACGGUAAUAACUGUAGCAGUUACUUUUGCCUCUACAAUGGGAGAGGUACUGUCAGAAGACGAACUAGACGAAGUGCUUGAACUUUGCAAAGAGAUAUUUUAUUUAGACGAAGUGCAGAAGAAGCUUGUAAAUUUUGUUGAAAGUCGAAUGAGUCUGUUGGCGCCAAAUGUGACAGUUCUGGUUGGUAGUUCCAUAGCAGCACAGCUUAUCGGUUUAGCUGGAGGCAUAGAAAACUUGGCGAAGAUUCCUUCCUGCAAUAUACAGACUCUUGGAUCCAACAAAUCUCUUGGUUUAGGCCUGUCCACAAGGUUCACGAGUCCUCAUGAAGGCUAUAUUUUUCGUUAUUCAGAAGUCCAGUCUUUACCUUACGGCUUGAGAAAGAAAGGAAACCGUCUUAUAUCUGCCAAAGUUUCUUUAGCUGCUCGUGUUGACGCAGCAAAACAAAGUAGGGACGGAAGGAUAGGAAGACAACUCAAGGAGGAAGUCCGUCAGAAAUUUGAAAAGUGGCAAGAACCUCCGCCUGCAAAGACUGCAAAACCUCUACCUGUACCUGAUGAAAAACCUAAGAAGCGACGCGGUGGUCGUCGAUUGCGAAAACAAAAGCAACUUUAUGCUGUAACUGAACUUCGAAAGCAACAGAAUCGUUUGGCGUUUGGGAAGCCAGAAGAAAGUUAUGGGAAUGACAUCGAAACUGGUUUUGGUAUGAUAGGGUCAGGAUCUCUCCACUUGCAAAGUACAAAAACAGACUCUGUUUCAAAGGCAGCCAAAAGGAAGUUGGAAAAACUGCGUUCCAAAGAACCUUCUUUGGGGAAGAAACUUAUGUCCGGCUUUCAAACUAGUCUUUCUUUUGCUUCAGGCGAAGGAAUGCAGUUGGGAACUUUAACACCUGCUCCUGGAGGCGUGGGUGUUGGUUCGCUAAGUAAUCAGAGCGGAAUCCAAAGCACUUAUUUUUCGGCAGCUACGCCUUUUUUUGGUUUGAAGAAAUAAUCACAUUUUUCCCGAUAAGUAAAUUUG
Galdieria sulphuraria is the source of this 1545-nucleotide messenger RNA. RefSeq names its product U4/U6 small nuclear ribonucleoprotein PRP31. Bases 124 to 1518 code for a protein of 464 amino acids. The record is from RefSeq and is a predicted model, not a curated record. Gene Ontology annotation, biological process: mRNA splicing, via spliceosome; spliceosomal tri-snRNP complex assembly. Gene Ontology annotation, cellular component: U4/U6 x U5 tri-snRNP complex; precatalytic spliceosome; U4 snRNP. NCBI's taxonomy places the organism in Eukaryota, Rhodophyta, Bangiophyceae, Galdieriales, Galdieriaceae. The transcript has 4 exons.